Molecule: messenger RNA, 903 nt
Organism: Siniperca chuatsi (mandarin fish)
Lineage: Eukaryota; Metazoa; Chordata; Actinopteri; Centrarchiformes; Sinipercidae
Exons: 3
Coding region: 321-833 (170 amino acids)
Source: RefSeq, a predicted model, not a curated record
AAAGCUGUUUAUAGGUAAAUAUGGGUUUGAUCUCUGGCCUUCUCCGGACAUCUUUAUAUUGAUUGGAUAAAACUUCUCCAGGUGAGACGUGACUGUUAGAACAGACGUUGCUAUGUUUUGUCUCCAGGUGCAUCAUUUAGACAUGUUCAUCAUUUAAACAUAAACAAACCUUCUAACGGUCAGAGAAACACGGAUUUCUACUUCCACUGUCUUUGAAAAGAAAACACCAACCAGCGACCUUUUUCAUCAGGACCUUUACUAGAGGCCUACUGUCAUGGACAAAAGGACUUUUUUCAUGGAAGAUAUUGUACCAGCAACGUAUGUCGUCAUAUAUGGGCAAACGCUACACGUGGACGACUGUCCUCAUUCCAAACUCCAACUGGCCCAGCAGCCCAUGGCUCAUCCUCCGUAAGAUGCCAGCACCAACCUCCCACAGUGACUCCCCACCUCACUCCUCAGCUGGCUCCCCACCUGGCUCCUUCACUAGGUCCCCCCCAAGAUCUGCUUCUUGUACCCCCUUUAGAGCCUCCUCCAGCUUUUUCCCUACCUCCUCCCCUAGUUCUUCCCAAAGUCCCUCCCCUAGCCUCUCCUCCUGUAGCUCAUCCUCCACUAGCUCCUCCAUUAGUUCAUCCCCUUGCUCUUCCUGUAGCUCUUCUAACUCUCCCUCUAGAUCUUCUCUUAGCUCCUCCUCCAGCUCAUCCCCUCUCUCUUCCUAUAGCUCUUCUUCUUCUAGCUCCUCCUCUAGCUCUUCUUCUAGCUCCUCCUCUAGCUCUUCUUCCAGCUCCUCCUCUAGUUCUUCCCCACCUCCUCCCCUUACUCUUGAAUUAUACUGAAUUAUAUUAACUUGAAUUUAAUUAAAGGUCCACGCUCUGGUGAGAACUGUGUUCUUUUUGCUGCACCAUG